CCCAACGCCGUCGUCAUCGCCCCCGUACCCCUUCAACCCCAGACUUAAUUCAUCUUCCACCCACACAUCGGACCCUCCUCCGCUGCACGACUCGGCUCGGAAUCCUAGCUGGGCUACUAUUGGUACUACUAGACAAGUGCUGAGCUCCACUAUCUUCACAGCCUUUGUCACAUACAGAGGGUUGGCACCCGGCCGCUCCCUCGUUGAGAUGGAGCCCCGCAAAACGCCCCCGGAGUACUUCCUGGAGGUCUUCGCGGAUACCACGACCGUUCGGGACGUGUUAAAAGGCAUCCUCAACCUCAUCUUCUUCCACCGAUACUUCCCCUCCAUCCACCCAACCACUUUCGAGGUCCUAGAUUUCACCCUCCCCGCUAUCAACGACGUAGACCUCGAAACCCUCAUCGACUCCCGCAUUAGCACUCUUGUCCGCCAACACUCCUCCGUCACUAGCGCCCCCGACGGUAGCGGCGGCGGGGGCGUGCGCGGCCGCAUCGCAGUGGAAUUCUAUGAAAAGCGGCGUCGACGUUCCGGAAUCUGGUUUGGCGGACUGGCAGGAAAGGGAGAGGAAGAAGUAUGUUGGGAGGUGUGGAAUUUGGAUGUGACGAUAGCUACACCUCGAACAGAAUCCGAACGCGCCAAAGUGCGCAAAGCAAUGGAGAACAUGCUUCAGAAAGCGGCCUUGAAGAUCCUGGCCGUCGUCAACCGCGAUAAGGACCAUAUCCCGCCGAUUACAACGAGCGAUUCGAAUCCGUUCCCUUAUCGCAUUGUGUUGAACCCUCGGCCUGAUGGAUGGCAGAAUCGCUUUGGAUUAUACUGAACCAUGUCAGGUCUCGAAAAAGCAUCGGCUGGGCUACGGUACCUGGAUUCGAUGUGAACGAUCCGCAGGCCGUGGCGCGUCUGCGAUUCGUCUGGAAUGUUACGUGCUCGUUGGCCGUUCUUUGUUUCGUUGGCUGUACAUUACCCGCUCCCUUUUCGAUCUUUCGAUCAUGGCGUCCGUCUCGUUCAGAAGAGGAAAUGUCCUAUACCAUCUAUACCCCUCCCC
Messenger RNA from Aspergillus ibericus CBS 121593, 1042 nucleotides. Its product is annotated as autophagy-related protein 101. Gene Ontology annotation, biological process: autophagosome assembly; autophagy. The record is from RefSeq and is a predicted model, not a curated record. Lineage: Eukaryota; Fungi; Ascomycota; Eurotiomycetes; Eurotiales; Aspergillaceae. Gene Ontology annotation, cellular component: phagophore assembly site. The transcript is spliced from 3 exons. The coding region runs from base 209 to 817 and encodes 202 amino acids.